AGUCCGGCUCUAAUAUGGCUAAAGGAAGCGGCAGGUAGCUUUCUAGAACAAACUAACCCCUGAUCCAGGGACCAGCAUCACUUCUGUGAGGAUUUACAGCUUUUAAUAGUUAGAAACAAAAUGUCUGUUCUUUGUUAUAAUAAAGGAUGUGGGCAGCGGUUUGACCCUGAAAACAAUUCCGAUGAUUCAUGUACUUACCAUCCUGGUGUUCCAGUUUUCCACGAUGCCCUAAAGGGUUGGUCCUGCUGUAAAAAACGGACUACUGACUUUUCAGAUUUUCUUAGUAUUGCUGGUUGCACAAAUGGACCUCAUAACCAGGAGAAGCCAGCUGAACCCAUCAAACCUGAGGUCAAGUCAUCUGGAGAAAAGAAAGAGCUCAAUGACCUCAAACCAAAGUUUAACGAGUCUAUCAUUCAAGCACCGAAACCCAUUGAAGCGAUUCAGCGACCGAGUCCAGAUGAACCUGUUUCAAGAAUACAGCAGAAGCUUUCGGCUUCACUUAAACAAGCACUAGAAAAGCUCAAGAUGUCUGAAAAUGCGCCCGACACCAAAGAAGAGGAGAGCGACGAAAUUAAGAUUGGAACAUCUUGUAAGAAUGGAGGAUGCACUAAGACCUUCACUGGAGCUGAGAGUUAUGAAGAAGUGUGCCUGUAUCACGCUGGAUUCCCUAUCUUCCACGAAGGAAUGAAAUACUGGAGCUGCUGCAAGAGGAAAACGUCCGACUUCGACACGUUUCUGUCUCAGGAAGGCUGCACCAAAGGAAAGCAUGCGUGGUGCAAGGAGGACACGGGUAAAAAGGCUGUGCCGUGCCGGUUCGAUUGGCACCAAACAGGAGGUCAGGUCACCAUAACGAUUUACGCCAAAAACUCUAUCCCUGAGCUUAGUUAUGUAGAUGGGAAUAGUACCAUGCUUGAUAUUCAUAUUAUAUUUGACGGUGAUAAGGAAUUUGAACAGAAGAUCAUUUUAUGGGGUGUCAUCGACACAAGUAAAAGCGUAAUGAACAUGAUGGCUGCUAAGAUUGAAAUCGUGUUGAAGAAAGCCGAGCCGAUGUCCUGGGCACGGCUGGACCUUCCCCCCGCAGUCAGCCCACCCAAAAAGGAAGAAAAGAAAAAUGAGUCCGAUAGCGACACUGAUGAUGAUGAUGAUGACGAUCAUUAAAUACUUACGCAAAUACAAACACACACACAGUACUGUAUCAAAUUUCCAUUCUCCCUCUUCUGAGAUUAAUUGCAUGUAAAGUAUUUACUUCCAUGAAGCCAGUAUAGACUUAAAGACUAAUGGUUUACAUUCACAUAAGAUCUCAAUAUCUACAUUAAUUGUAUUAAGUGGUCAUUUUUCAAACUAGACUAAUUGGAACUGUAAAGCCAGAGUCAUCACAAUUUUGCAUUAGAUAGCUAUACGAAGAGGCUUUUGUCCUGUUUAGAUUUAGCCAGUCUUUGCAAAUCAUGUCUUUUCUUAACAUUCCUUUUUACAUCAUGUAUUAACGAUUCCAUGCUUUUUAAGGUGAAUGUUAAAGUUUAUUAAAAGUUUAUCCAUUUCCACAA
Messenger RNA from Trichomycterus rosablanca, 1544 nucleotides. It is a transcript of the gene chordc1b, whose product is annotated as cysteine and histidine-rich domain (CHORD) containing 1b. Lineage: Eukaryota; Metazoa; Chordata; Actinopteri; Siluriformes; Trichomycteridae. The record is from RefSeq and is a predicted model, not a curated record. The transcript has 11 exons. Bases 121 to 1158 code for a protein of 345 amino acids.